Messenger RNA from Drosophila rhopaloa, 8697 nucleotides. RefSeq names its product E3 SUMO-protein ligase RanBP2 (gene Nup358). Gene Ontology annotation, cellular component: nuclear pore; cytoplasm. The transcript is spliced from 6 exons. NCBI's taxonomy places the organism in Eukaryota, Metazoa, Arthropoda, Insecta, Diptera, Drosophilidae. The coding region runs from base 303 to 8567 and encodes 2754 amino acids. Gene Ontology annotation, biological process: intracellular transport. Gene Ontology annotation, molecular function: GTPase activator activity; protein binding. The record is from RefSeq and is a predicted model, not a curated record.
AUUACAGCCACACUAUAUUGUCAGUCCCGGUGUUGCAUAUGUAUUUUUUGUUGGCUGAGUUUGCAAGGCAACAUUUUAAAGUAGUAUUUAGUGAUAUAAACGAUCUGAUCUGUAGGAAAAGUCCGUGCAGAGUGCUACAACUGUGAUUGCCAAGCCGGAGCUAAAUAAUUUUCCGGUCGUUGUGCGUUAAUGUUCGAGGAAUCCGACUCGAUCGGAUGACGAGUGAAGAAGAAUCGAGCGCGAAGCACAUUUUUGCGGGGACGAAACUAUUGCGAAUUAUAAGCCUUUAAAGCAGCAGAGAAAUGUUCACCACGCGAAAGGAGGUGGACGAGCAUGUCCACAAACUAUUGGGAAAACUUCCGCCGGGAAAUGAGCGUGAUAUAAAAGGUCUGGCAGUGGCCCGCAUGUACAAUAAGAUCCAGGAGUACCCAAAGGCCAUCGAGUAUCUGAACUGCUAUCUGAGGGUCAAGGACGAGGCUGUGGCCCACAAGCUGAUUGCAUACUGCUACACCAAACUGAAGACUCCCGACAUGCAGAAGGCGCUGCAGCACUUACAGCGUUGCAUCCAGCUCAGUCCGAGGCAGCACGAUGUGAUUAAGGAUGCCUGCCAACUUCUGGUCGACGAGAAGGGCGUCUUAAACACGGAUCAGGCCAAGUAUUGGCUAGAUCUGGCCGCUGGCGAAGAUUUAAGCGACAACGAACUGGUCUUCGCCUUGCGAAUGCGGGUUAAUCUCAAGGAAAGCAACGGCGCGGGAGAUGGUGUUGUAGAUGGCGACGACAACACCCUGGAGUUGCUCAUGCACAAGGAGCUACAGGCACGUCCCCAGGAUUUCCAUGUACGAGUGCGACUACUGCGGAGCUAUGUAGAGAAGAAGAAACUGGAUCAGGCCUUUAACUACGCUUUCAAAGCGGAAUUCGAGGCCAAAGGAUGUACGAGUCAGUCGAGCGAAUGGUACGAGAUGGUCUGGGUGAUGCUCACGAAAAUCGAGCUUACCAAGGAUGUGAAGAAGAAUUGGCGCUUCUGGCACCUGGCGCUCCACGCCCUCGAUCGCCUCAUGCAGCUCACACUGGAGGCGGCAAAUGGACUGGCGGAGAGCAGCAGCCAACUGUUUCGACUCGAUCAGUACCUGCACAAGUUCAGCAACGUGAUAGAGCGAGCGGGCGAUGCCCCGCAGCGGGAACUGCACCAGUCCUGUGCCGAGCACUAUACCGGUCAACUGCUACUGCACGCGGUGGCGCUGAUCUUCAAACGGGAGCUGCUGGGGAACAAGAACAAGUGGAUGAACACGCUGCGUUCAGUGCUGCCGCUCCUGCUGCUUGGCUACCAGGUGCGACCGCUACAGGAGACGCAUGCCCACCACUGGAUGAAGCACUGCGACGCGGAGCAAAAGCAGCUGAUGCAACUGUGGCGCCAGCAGGGAGCCUUCCGUUGCGCUCAGCUUGGUCGCACCCUACUGGGAUGUCUGGAACGCUCACGGACGGACAAUGAGAACCAGAAGGAGAACAAUAACCUCAUUGAGAACCAAGCCCCCACCCAAACCUUGUCCGGAUUGUUUGGCGACUCUGAGGAGCUGCUGUCCUGCGCUCACCAACAGUGUCUGGAUAAAAGUUGGCGCCGUCAGCUCUACCAGCUGAUCUUUACCCACGCCGAACACAAGCUCAAGGAUCAGUCCUCGCAUCUGGUGCGUUAUCCACGACUGCAGCUGCCCCUUUUCGAGUGGCCCAAUCUAGCUGAGAUCGAGACCUGCGAACAGCAGGCGUUGUUGCUGCCGCCGCAGUCGUUGGCCCAACACGUCUACCUAGCGCUGGGUAACGAACCCGACAACCUAGGAGAAGCUCCACGCGUCCUAUUUUACGAGGGCUUCCGGCAGGACGUGAAGCAGAACCUUAACUACUGUGGUCACGACUCGGUCAGCCAGUUGGAUGUGGACAUAUACCUUUAUGCAACCGUUAUCCAGACCCAGCGGAGAUUGCAGCUUCAGCGAGAAACGUACGAUAGCUCCAACUUGGGCAAUCGCAAUGCUGCCACUCGGCCGCACAUGAUGCCAUAUGCCAAUCUUCUGGGACAACUAGCCGCAUCAGAUCAAAGCAAUUGGUGGGAUUUGGUGUUGCGUCUGCACAGAAACCAGCUGACCACUGAGGGCAAUCGUGCCGAGCAACGAGCCCAACUGCAAGUAGGAUUGGAGGCGGUUCGCGGGGUAAAUGGACCCAAGGCAGAUGCUAUUAUUAUCUUCCAGCUCGGAAAAAUCCUACAGUCUCGCGGGGACCGUGCUUCACUGGAGGCACGCAUUGAUACCCUUUACCGGCAGGGAUUUACAAUGCUGCGUCGUCAGCAGACACAGCAACUGGAUCCCUUUGUGCGCGUUUUUAAGUACGGAUCCGCCGCCUCAACGGCAGCUUGGCAAGAGCUUCAAUCACUGGCCGAGGAAGCCGUUACCUAUUUUAGCGCGAAAAUGUUCAAGGCGGGCCAGUACGAGCAGUUUGUGGACGAGGUGCGGGGUAUUAACCUGCCCAUGGCCUCCUAUAUGCAAGCGGAGGCGUACCGUCUGCUUGAGGAUUCCGGAAAGACGGCUCGCGUUUCCCGGGCGCGUUUCUUGGAACGUCGGCAGGAGUGCCUGCAGCAAACGCAGCAGCUGCUUCGAAACGAUGUUAAACACCCACUCAGCACGGUUAUCCAACGGGAGCUGCGACGUUGCCAGCAGAAUCGCAGUAACCAAGCCAUAGAUGAUAGCUUCGGAAGCCCGGAUGUGCACAACAAUUCCUCCACCUAUGAGGAUGCCGAAGAUGACUUCUAUUCUGGAGCUGCCCUAUCUGCCAAUCGAUCGCGUCGCCAGCUUGAACCCGCUCCUGUGACUCCCAUUGUUGUAGCACAACCAAGUCAGGAGAUGGAGCAGGCUGUCAAACAGAUCAGCAAGUCGCUGUGUGUGCUUAAGGACGACGUAAGCGUGGGAAUGGAAGCCAUGCGCCAGGAAAUCAAAACCCUUACAGAGAAGUUCACUGGUCUGGAGGAUCUGCUCAAGAAGAUAAAGAUUAGCAAUCGAGACACGCCAACGCGGGACGUGGAUCCUGCAUCCGCUUUGGGAUUGGAUGAUCUGUUCAUUAUUGAGGAUGCAUUGGCUGAGCACCAGCAGCAGCAACAACAACAGCAGCAGCACCACAACCAAGCUGCAGUGCAUCAGUUCGUUCCUAGUCCGUAUGGGGGACCCACUCCUGGUUUCUACAACGGCGUACCGAACACGCCGUCCGCUCAGGAUCGCUUUCUGCCGGGACCCUAUGGAAACCCCAUGUUUAAUCAGAACCAGAUGUACAGCUAUUACGCCGCUCAGGCUCAAGCCCAAGCCCAGUUCAUGCGUACACCACCAGCUCCAGGUUCGAUUCCACCACCCAAUAUGUUUGGUCCCCGGAAUCCAAACUUUGGACUGCCCAGCAUUUUUCCAACGCCGACAGGGCCUUUAGUAGCGCCCUACAUUGACGCCAUGGGAAACUUUACCCAGCCGCCCCCAAGUCUUGUACCACCCCCAAGUCUGGUAGCGCCCCCCGCUCAGCCAGGGCCAGCCCCGGCUCCUCAAAAUCUUUUGGAGCCGAAACCUGCGGCUCCAUUGACAACUCCCAGUUUUUUCAAUUCUUCAGCGCCUGGUUUUGGGGCUUCACCCAUUCAGGUGCCGCAGUCUAAGCCUUUGAGUGCUCCAUCCGCGCCAGUUCCUGCUGUUCCUCCUGCCCCACUGGUCGCAUCUGUGAGUCCUGCAGUGCCAGUUCCUGUUACCGCUCCUAUUCAGUUACCCCAAGUGCCCGCCCCCGCUGCUGUAAGUGUUCCGGCAAUGUUCAACCGGGCCUUGAACAACCAGCCCGUGGAAAAGGAGCCGCCAGCCAAUGUUGUCAUCACCAGCUCUGAUCCAUUGCCAAAGCCAACGAGUGCCAGUGUCCAGCCUACCCUGAGUGUGACCAUUCCACCACAACAUAUAAAGGCCAGUUUAGUGCAGGCCCCGGAACAACCAGCACAGCCAUCGGUUCCCGCCACAGGAGCUUUCGUCUUCAACUUUGGCACAAAAUCUUCCGAAAGUCCAUUCUCUUUUAAGUCCCAGGUGGCUAAGGCAGCAGCCGAAAAACAGAUGGAACAGGAACGAGAGGCAGCGGAGCUGAACCAAAGUGGAGCUAGUGAUCCCAACAAGAGUCAGCAAGCAGACAACUCCUCAGCGGAAGACUACGAUGCUCGACCAGACUUCCAAGCCAUCAUCCCGCUGCCCGACGAAGUGGAGGUUCGCACCGGCGAGGAGGACGAGGAGGUCAAGUUUAGCAACCGUUCCAAGCUCUUCCGCUUCGUGGACAAGGAGUGGAAGGAGCGGGGCACUGGUCUGAUAAAGAUUCUGUGCGAUAAUACAACAGGUGUGUCGCGCGUUUUAAUGCGUCGCGAUCAAACCCACAAGGUGUGUGCCAAUCACAAGAUCAAUGCAGACAUGAGCUUGGCUACAGCCAGCCAGGACAAGGAGAAGAAAUCGUUCCUGUGGGCUGCAAAUGACUUUGCGGAUGAACAUGUCACGCUGGAGAAAUUCCUUGUGCGUUUUAAGACGGCUGAGGUGGCGGAAGAGUUCAGGUUGGCGUUUACUAAUGCGAGCCAGGCGGCGGCCAAGUCAGAUAAGGUUAAGCCGGCAGAGAAACCAGCGGAGCUUCCGAAGACCACCAAGGAAGCAGCUGAAUCUGCUCCUGCCGCAUUCGGUCUUCCAAAGAGCUUUGUGACCAGCACGCCGGCUCCCAUUUCACUCUUAGGCAAGCCGCAGGAGCAAACCAAACCCUCUCAAUCCGAUCCGGUACCAGCAGCUCCAGCAGCGGUGGCCAAAUCACUGUUUGGAACCAUCUCAGCGACCAGUAUUGCACCUACAUCAUCAGCGCCUUCAGCUCCUGCGCCAUUUGCCAACUUUAGUUUUACGGGAAAUGGAGCCGUUUCAGGAUUCGGUGGUGGUUCCACAGCCUCUCCGUUUGGAAAUCUCUCCUUCAGCGGCGUGUCCGCACUUGGCUCCAACAACAGCGACAGCACACUCUUUACAACAGCUAUGGUCAAGGACGAUACAUUGCAAAGUCAGACGCUGCAGCAACCACAACUAAACAAAUCCGCCACCUCGGACGCUGAGGAAGAUUACGUGCCCACUGCCCAGUUUGCGCCGGUUAUUGCCCUGCCCGAACUGGUGGAAGUUGUCACGGGGGAGGAGAACGAGGAUGUGCUCUUCGAGCACCGGGCAAAGCUUCUGCGUUGGGACAGGGAGGCCAAUGAGUGGAAAGAACGCGGACUUGGAAAUAUGAAGCUCCUGCGCGAUCGCUCCAAUCCCAGCCAGGUGCGUUUACUGAUGCGCCGCGAGCAGGUUCAUAAACUGUGCUGCAAUCAGCGCCUGAUGCCCGAGACAAAGUUCACUGCAGCAUUGAACAUCAAGGCCGCCGUAACAUGGGCUGGUCAGGAUUACUCUGAUGAGGAGUUGACCACUGCGUUGCUUGCAGUGCGCUUCAAGUCGACCGAUGUCUGCCAGGAGUUCCUCGAUGCCGUGCAGAAAGCUCAACAGAGCAUUGAAAAAGAACCAAAAAAACAGGAAAACGCUACUUCUGCUACCGAAGAAAAGGAUAAAGAGAAACCAACAAAGGGCUUUGGGGAUGCCUUUAAGCCCAAGGCAGGCAGUUGGAAUUGCCAGUCCUGCUAUACCACCAAUGGUCAAGAUCAGCUGUACUGCCUGGCCUGCCAGGAGCCCAAAGAUGCCACUGUGCCGCCCAAGCAAUCGGGCUUGGAUCAAGGCAAUGCUUUGAAUCUUACAACUAAUUCUGCUACCAAGUUCUCUUUCGGAUUUGCACCCGCAACUCUUCCUUCCACCGGCGGAUUUAGCUUCGGAGGAGUCACACAGUCCAAGGAGGAGGUCAAGGAAAAGCCAGUGGUGGCAGCUGUUACUGCCUCGGCCUCAGCUCCUCAGAUUCAAGUUAAAGCUGGUUUUGGGGACGCCUUUAAGCCCAAGGUCGGCAGCUGGUCAUGCUCCGCUUGCUACGUAAACAAUACCGGGGAGUCCCUUUACUGCAGCGCAUGCGAAACGCCUAAGGAUGAUACUGUACCGAAGAAGGAGAAUACCCUGGGGUCAGGACUUGCCCUACCCGCCACCACGCAAUUUAGUUUUGGUUUUGGAACUGCUGCGGCGGGUAACAAGGAUAAGGAACCCGACGUGCCCAGCAAGAGCAGCAGUGUGUUUGGAUCCUCAAGCUUUAAAUUUGCGGCUCCACCCGUAGCGGCACCUGUAGAACCUCCUGGCCUAAUCGGCUCUGGCAGCUUUACAUUCUCCAUGCCCAAGCCCACCCAAAUGCAGGCAAAGAUUCCUGCGGCCAAUGAGGGCGAAGAUAACGAUUCUCACGAGGAGGAGGAAGAGAACAACACUUAUUUUGCACCAGUGAUCCCCUUACCCGAUAAGAUUGAUGUAAAAACUGGUGAGGAGGAUGAGGAGCUGCUGUUCGUGCACAAGGCCAAGCUGUAUCGUCUCACCGAGGGCGAGUGGAAGGAGCGCGGCUUGGGCGAUGUGAAGAUCCUGCGCCACAGACAAACUCAGAAGCUGCGCGUUGUAAUGCGGCGGGAGCAGGUGUUCAAGAUCUGUCUCAACCAUGUGCUGAACUCUAAUGUGGUCUACAAGCCAAAGACCGAGACCUCGUGGAUGUUUGCUGUCCAUGAUUUUAGCGAGGGUGAAAGUGUCCUGGAGCGGUUUGCAUUGCGCUUCAAAAACCAGGAGGUGGCCCAAGGCUUCCACAACGCGGUUAAAAGCGCCCUCGAUGGCACCGCUAGGGCGUUAGAAGAAGGCCCGGAUUCAACAGUGUCAUCCGCUUUUACAACCCUGUCCUCCAGUGAUAAUUCGAAAGAAAAUAUGCUUCAGGACCAUAUAGGCGAAGAAAACUGUAGGGGCUGCGAUCCGGAAAAGUUCGAAUUCGGCAAUGCCUCGUCUGUAAGCUUCUCUGUCAGCGAUGUAAACCCACCCCUCCCUAUGACCCUGCCUAUCCUGACUCUCCCUCAGCCAUCUGUUAUCCCUCCCACCUCUGCCACUUCAAUAUUCAAAGCCAGUUCGUUGGGUACAACGAACUCUUCGUUCUCCAGCUUCAGUAAUUUGUCCGCGUCGGAGGUAACCAAACCGCCCAGUUCGACAUUCUUAUUUGGCAGCACGGAUAAAUCACAGUCAGGAGGAACUGCCGCACCCUUUACCAAUCUGCAAAAAUCUAUCUCCAGCGGAGGUCAAGGCAACGUACUGGAAUCUAUUUUUGGGAGCGGCGCAUCGAAGAGUGAUGAUUCAGCGAAAUCCAUUUUCGGAGGUGGGGAACAGAAGAAUGAAUCCUCUAAGUCUAUUUUCGGAGGCGCUAAAGUGGAUUCCCCAGCACCAGCCAACCAAGAGGCCCCCAAAUCCAUAUUUGGAGUCGGUGCUAACGUUUUCGGAGGCCCUAAUCCUUUUGGAGUCCCAAAAAUUGAGUGGCAGCCAUUAGACAGUAAAGAAGCGCCAAAGUCUAUCUUCGGUGGUACCCCAAGCAUUUUCGGAAGCAGCAAUGCUUUUGGAAGUCCCAAAGUGGAGACCCAAGCACCAGCAAGCCAGGAAGGAGAAAAAUCCAUCUUUGGUGGUAGCUCCACUGUUUUCGGAGGAACACCCGCCGGAAGCUUUGUGUUUGGCAGUGGUACCGGCAGUGCGUCCAUCUUUGGACAAAAAGGUGCCACCCCAGAACAGGGGACAGAAGAGACAAAAGAUAAGAACGACGCGGUGUCUGUAACACAGCCGGUAACCACCACAUUUGCCGACUUGGGAAACAAAGCGGGCAACACAUUUGCCGACUUGGGAAACAAAGCGGGAAACACAUUUGCCGAUUUGGUUAGUAAACCGGGCGGCACAUUUGCUGAUAUAGCGAACAAGGCAAAAAACGACUUUGGCAACCUUUUGGCCAAUGACAAGUCCAGCGGCGGCUUCUACAACCUGACGCACCAGAACGCCUUCAAAAAUUUCGGGUCUUCGCCGCAGACAGGCAAAAACGAUUCCGCCACGGCUGCAGAUGGCGAUGAGGAUGGAGACGGCGCCACCGAUGACAACUACGACCCGCACUACGAUCCUAUUGUGGAGCUGCCGGAUGAGAUCGUAGUCACCACGGGAGAGGAGAACGAGACUAAACUGUAUGGCGAGCGGGCGAAGCUCUAUCGUUAUGACCCCGACUCCAAACAGUGGAAAGAACGGGGCGUGGGAGAGAUAAAGGUGUUGGAGCACCAGGAGCUGCAGACAUUCCGAUUGGUCAUGCGGCAAGAGCAGAUCCACAAGUUAGUGCUUAACAUGAAGAUCUCCGGCUCCCUGCAGAUGGAUUACAUGAACGAGCAGAAGAAGAGCUUCCUGUGGGCCGGCUACAACUAUGCCGUGGACGCGGAGGGAAAGGUGGCCAAUGAGGGCGUUCUGGAACGCCUGGCCUGUCGAUUCAGCAAGGAGGAAACGGCCGACGAGUUUUUCAAAAAAGUCAACUCCUGCAUAGAACGUGCUAAGGCCUUGGACAGCGAUCAGGAGGAUGCGGCGGAGGAGCAGGACAGCUCGUAAGGAAACUGGAACUAAAUAUAUGUAGCAUGUUUACGAUUGAGUUUAUAAGAUAGUAUGUCAAGAAAAAGUAUCGGAAAUUGUUGAAAAUUUUCAUCUAAUAAUAAAAACUUUGAUAAUCUUUAUAAGUGCA